UACAAAAUUAAUUUAAUUAACUCGCAUUUAUAAGAAGACAAUGGGUAACUGCUUGAAGAUGAAUAGUUCUGAUGACAUUUCACUAUUGCGAGGCAGCGAUAGUAUAAUCGGACAGGAUAAUGGACCACUGUCAAUAUAUCAGCAUGAACCGCUGCCACAAGUGUUUUAUCCAGCGUCUUCUGUCAGCAAUGCUGCGAAUGUCACCCAAAUGUCGGAGGAAGAUCAGAUAAAAAUAGCUAAGCGCAUCGGACUUGUUCAACACUUGCCGAUUGGAACGUACGAUGGUAACUCGAAAAAAGCUCGCGAAUGCGUCAUUUGCAUGGUGGAAUUCUGUGUGGACGAGGCUGUACGUUAUUUGCCCUGUAUGCAUAUUUAUCACGUGCACUGUAUUGACGAUUGGCUGAUGAGAAGUCUCACUUGUCCCAGCUGCUUGGAGCCUGUCGAUGCUGCCUUGUUGACCAGCUAUGAAACUACAUAGCCUAAAAUCUAUAUAUUAUAAAUAUAAUAAAUAAUAAUAAUUCCCCUUUUGUAAUUGGUCUUUAACAAAACCUGGUCAUCAAUUUUUGAUUUGUUUGAUUUCGAUUUUGAUUGAUUUUUUGAAAUUAAAAACAACUAUGUAUAAAUAAUAUCAAUGAAAAUAUCGGUGUACAUAUAAUUCUACAAUAAUGUAAAACUUAUUUUAAACAUAGAUUGUAAUCUGUAUCUUUAACUAGCGUAAUAGUAUUGUUAAACAAUAAAAUUAUAUGGUAUUGCUUAUCUG
Drosophila innubila is the source of this 760-nucleotide messenger RNA. It is a transcript of the gene Rnf11, whose product is annotated as RING finger protein 11. The record is from RefSeq and is a predicted model, not a curated record. The transcript is spliced from 3 exons. Bases 41 to 478 code for a protein of 145 amino acids. NCBI's taxonomy places the organism in Eukaryota, Metazoa, Arthropoda, Insecta, Diptera, Drosophilidae.